Messenger RNA from Trichogramma pretiosum, 3308 nucleotides. It is a transcript of the gene par-6, whose product is annotated as partitioning defective protein 6. The coding region runs from base 392 to 1390 and encodes 332 amino acids. Lineage: Eukaryota; Metazoa; Arthropoda; Insecta; Hymenoptera; Trichogrammatidae. The transcript is spliced from 5 exons. The record is from RefSeq and is a predicted model, not a curated record. Gene Ontology annotation, biological process: centrosome cycle. Gene Ontology annotation, molecular function: protein binding.
UCAGUACAGCACUUGAUGAGUACUCGCACUAUAAUGUGCAGUAGGCCAUGCAUUUUAGCGUAUUAGCAUCGAGUGUCGGUAGUUUGUAUAUCCUAAUACCAUAAGUCAAAACAAGGAGACGCGAUAAAAACACCUAGGCGCCUUCUUCUGCUCCUUCGUCCCGAAACUCGUGUGCUGCGCGUGUGUACAUCACCCAGUGUGUGUUGCUCCAAUUUUCACUACGAGCGACUGCCUUAUCCAGCUGCCUGUGUGUGUAUAUCGCUCUACCUGUGCGCGAAUUGUGUGUGUGCGUGUGCAUGUACAAGUGACUUUACAAGUGUCCACUCGAUCUCGCCCGCGAGCAGCACCUCCUCGACUGAAAAAUAAAAUAAAAUAAAAUAAAAAGAAAAACAUGUCCACACACAAGCCGCACCACCACGCCAACGUCAACAGCAAUAUCGUUGCUGUUAAGAGCAAGUUCGAUGCCGAUAUCAUUCGUUUUUCCACCUCGUCUUGGACGUCCACCAGCUAUGAGGAAUUUAGGAAACUUCUUGCCCAGGAGCAUGACAUACCACCUGAAAUGGGAUUUGAUAUAUGGUAUACAGACCCCACCGAUGGAGAUCUACUGCCUAUCAACAAUGAUAAUAAUUUGGCUAGGGCACUUGUUGCUGCUAAACCCCUGUUGAGAAUUCUUAUCCAAAGACAGGGAGAUGGUCUGGAAGAUAUCAAUGGAUACAAUACACUAAAGCCUAAGAAUCUUAUAUCUAGUAUAUUGGGAGGCACACCCGGAAAGCCUAAACCACUUGCUAUAUCAAAUCCUCAUGAUUUUCGUCAGGUAUCAGCAAUUAUAGAUGUAGAUAUAUUACCUGAAACUUGUCGACGUGUUAAACUUUUGAAGCACGGUUUGGACAAACCACUUGGAUUUUAUAUCAAAGAUGGAGAGAGCUAUCGAGUAGGUCCAGGAGGAGGUAUAGAAAAAGUUCCUGGUGUAUUCAUAAGCAGACUUGUGCCAGGAGGAUUAGCUGAAGGCACUGGUCUAUUGGCAGUGAAUGAUGAAGUUUUAGAAGUAAAUGGUAUCGAAGUAGCUGGCAAAACAUUAGAUCAGGUGACCGAUAUGAUGGUAGCCAACUCGUCGAAUCUGAUUAUCACGGUAAAACCAGCGAAUCAACGUGCUGCUUUGGCCGCUCCGAGACGCGGUUCCUACUCUCGUAACUCGCAGCUGUCUUCGGGCAGUCAACAGUCGAUGCAGAGCGCAGCAACAGGUAGUGACGAAGACGCCGAUGAAAUUGUCGAUUUGACUGGCGUCAACAUACACGACGACGCAGCCAGUGGCGAUGGUUCAUCGACCGGACACCAUCACCAUCAUCACAAUCGCUUCACGCAACAUGACCAAGGUGUUUUGCAUCUCUAGAGCUGGGCUCCUAUGCUCGCAAGGAAAUAAUUAAAAUACUGUCUUGCUUUCAAAAAGCCAACAAUUUACACUUGAAAUAUGUAUCAAACUGAGCGAAUUUACUCGCUUAAUUAGAUACUUUAACCAACUUUUUAACAAAUGGCCUUUGCCGUAAAUGAAUUAAGAAAGGGAGAAGAAACAAAGUUUCAUCAUUGUUAGAUAAAAAUGAAAUUGAUUGACUAUGACUCGAGAAAUUAUUGAUUAUAAAUCGUCAUGUUGACGAGGUGAUCGAAAAAAUGAUCAGCUAUCUCGAAUGUUUACUUACUUUUAUGAAAAACUUCUCAAGUGUACUUAAAAAGUAAUGAUGCCUUACGGUUUUACUUAAGCGUAGAGGUAAUUUUUAAUUAGUAAUUAAAUUCUCUCUUUUACCUUUUUUAUUUUGAUCGCUUUACGAUGUGUGCUUUUAAACGAUAUUCCGUUAUCACAUCGGUUCGUUAUUUAGAUCAUUUAAAAGUGAGUAAUCUUUAAUCCAUAUAAAUUUAGUUUAUAUAGAUUGUACUUAUUUAUUAGUUGUAUGCUAAUUUAUAAAAAGCUUAAAUAAGCGGUAAUUUUAUGAUCAAGCAGUUUACCGAAAAUCUUUUAAUUCCGGAAUAUAGUCUAAUACGUAUACAUUUUGAGAGUAUUAUCGCAGUAAUUAUUUUCAUGCAAUGUUAUGUUGAUUCCGUCUAAAUUUUUGAUUAAUGAAUAUCAAUUUCAAAUUAAUCAUUCUUUUACCUAUAGAUGUAAUCUUUUGAUAGUAUUUGCUUUACUUUUUUUAAUGAACCGAUCAAAUUUUAAUUAAACUCGAGGCUUUGAUUUCGAGAUUAUUAUCAUAUUAAUGAACUGCAUUUUCAUAAAUUGACGUGAAUUAGUUUAUGAUUUAAUUUAUUGGGUAUUUUUAUCCUGCAUUUUUUAUUAUAUAUAAUUUAAAAAAUUAAAAUAUCAUGCACAUUUUGUAUAGUAUGCUAUGAAUUUUAAUUUGAAAUUUGAUAUGUCAGGAAGAAAAACUGAAUAUUUACUUAACCGAAUUAAAUAAUUAAUUAAAACUCAUAUAAUCUAUACAUGUAUGGGUGCAAACAUAUCGUUUUUCAAUACAUGAUUUUUUAAUGAAAAUUGUUUGAAACUCUUGUGGGUCAUUGGGCCCUCUUGUGGUUUGUAAGAGUUGAUUAUGAGAGAAUGCAUGAGUCACUAUUUAGCAAUAAAUUGUACAUAUAUAGUUUCAAGGGAACCAUUUCACUAUAAUAUUAAUCAACUGUGGAGAGGCCUUUCAUCAAAUAUUAAAUUGUAAAUAAAUAAAAAUUGAUAAUGAAAUAAAACUAGUAUUCAGACGAAUUUUUAAUAAUUGAAAAAUAGUGAUUCUCUUUGUAUGUACUUCGAAAAAAAAGGAAGAUUUUCAAUGUCGAAUAUGAUUGUUAUCUGAGAAUGAGUUGUGCACUAUUGACUGUAAAGGUCAGGUCUUUUUAUCAUGUACAAAUGAAUUACAUUGGCAAUCGAUUAACAUGUGUUUUAGAGUCUUUCUAUUGAAAAUGAUGUUGAAUGUGCAUGGUGCUUUUGUAAAAAAGAGUAAAGUCAUAAGAAUUGUAUUGUAUCAUGUUUGAAUUUCGAAAGCUACUUACAAGUUGAUGCGUUCGAUUAAUCUCUACUUGUUAAUUGGUGAGCAAUAGAUAUUCCAAUUGUAUAUAUUGUAUAUUAACUUUACUUUUUUAUUUGAAGGCAGUCCACUGCAAUUUAUACAGAAAGUAUAUCGAUAAUAUAUUAUUUUUACGGUCAUUUAUUAAUAUAUUAUUAGCAUAUCGACUAUUUUUUUAAAUUAUCCGUUGCAUAUCCGUAUUUAUUUAUAUUUAUAACAAACGAGUUAGGGUUGUCCAAUGACAUGGGUGGAUGAUUAAUUUUUUUAUGG